UUCAAUACAACUUAAACCCGUUCCAGGUUCUCUCUCUCUCUGUGGUUCCAUUUGUGGUGCUAAUAGCAGCCACCUCUCUCUGUUUCAUGUGCAGGGAGCCAGUGAAGCUGUGGCAGCAGCCCAGGCAUUGUCCCUGCCGGCUGAAGCUUACGGCAAUGAUAAACUGUCAUCUGCCAACGCUAAGCCCAACAUUGAAAUGAUCUGGGCCAUGAAAGCGUACCAGCACGCUGAAGUCUAUUUUAACCUUAUUUCCUCUGUUGACCCCAAGUUCCUGAAACUUACAAAAGUCGAUGACCAGAUCUAUGCUGAGUUCAGGAAAAGCUUUGGGGACCUCAAGAUCGACGUGCUUGACCCAGAGGAGCUCAAAUCGGAGCCCGCCAAAGCGAAAUGGCGCCCCUUCUGUAUGCAGUUUGAUGGGGUAGUUGAAGACUUCAACUAUGGCACCCUGCUUCGCCUGGACUGCAGUAAGGACUACACAGAGGAGAACACGAUAUUUGUCACCAGGAUCCAGUUCUUUGCUAUUGAAACUGCUCGCAACCGAGAGGGCUAUAACAACGCUGUUUACAGCCGUGCCAUGGACACACAGUCUGCUGCUGCAGAGACAGGAGGAUCUGCAUGAGGCUGGGAUAGAAUUUGUCACUCUACUAGCCAGCCAGCCACGGGCAGGAAGAUUCCUUGCUGCCCUGAGGAUUCAUAGAAACUGCCAUAAUUAAAUGGACUCUUGCAUAGGGGAGGGAGAGGCACAUGCAUUCAUGGUGGAGGGAUAAAGAGAACAAAGCAAGACUCAGAACACUUUGGGCUUGGACAACUUGGUUUCACUGCAUUACAGUGCUCUUAUGGCAGCAUUUCUGCCAUGUUAAUGACCAAACAGCCUGUAAAUAAAUGUCAGUAUGCUGCCCUA
Pelodiscus sinensis (Chinese soft-shelled turtle) is the source of this 901-nucleotide messenger RNA. Lineage: Eukaryota; Metazoa; Chordata; Testudines; Trionychidae. The record is from RefSeq and is a predicted model, not a curated record.